CUCUCCCCUUCAGGAACACAAGAGAAAAAACAGCAGCAGGAUGGUUGAUCUGACUUUAACUGCAGGCGGCUGAUGAUCAGCUGUGACCUUUGACCCUCACCUUUGCAGUCUUCUACCUAAGGGUGCGGGGCCUGAGGAGUCAACAUGGCCGCCACCUCAUCGCUGCUCAGCAGAGUUGCAGGUCUGGGCCUGGUCCUGGUGAAGUUUGAGUACGAGUAUGAAGGUCGUGACGGAGAGCUGGUGUCAAUCAAACCCAAUGAGCGCUAUUAUCUGCUGGCAAAGACCAACGACCACUGGUGGCAAGUCCGGCGCGAUGCCAGCUCCAAGCCCUUCUACAUUCCCGCCCAGUACGUGAAGGAGCUGCCUCUGGACUUCCCCUCGCCACUGGACUUCACCGACCCAUCUGGUCCAGAGCCGGUGCUGCUGCCCGUGGAGGCUCCAGUCCCAGUCCCCAUUCCAGUUCCGAUCCCAAAGCCUCUGGAGGAGCCCAGCGGCCCCAAGACCAAAGCUGGGGAUGAGGUGACCAUUCGACUGCGACCAGACGGUGCCUCCAGGCACCACAAGCAUGAGAACCGCAUGUCCACAUUUGGCGUCCCACUGGACUUCCAUGACCCGGCACCGUGGCGUCCCAGCAGUCCCACCGCUGCUACAGACACAGCUGCCACGGCAACCGGAGAGACUACAAACAUGGCUGACAGCAAAAAGCCGGGCUUCCUGGACGACCAGGCCGAUUCAGGGAAAUCUCGAGUUCCCAGCUUCAGCCCGGCGGACCCCGUCUCCACACCGCGGCCCCAGAACCAGCCAAUCCCAGUGGAGACGCCGGUGGUCCCCCCACUUAACAACAUAGAACCUGCAGGUCACCAUGACGACCAGGAGUCUGCGAUGGAGGAGGAGGAGGAGGUGGCGGAGGAGGAGACGAGCAGCGAAGACAGCUGUGAGGGCCCACAGAACCACAUCUACGAAUCCAUCCAGGACCUAAAUCUGGACCUGGACGCGUUGAUUGGAGGACGAGAGAGUCCUGGAGCUCCACCUCCAACUGCACCAGCCCCGCCCCCAACACAGGACAGCAGCUCGCUCGGCCCCAACGCGCCCAUCUACGCCAACGUCUCCCCCCUGAAGAAAACGAUUCACCUGUCUGUUCCCGGCCCCGCCCUGCCCUCCCCUCCUCCGCAUGACCCCGCUCCAUCCACAGGCCACACCCCCUCUACGUCGGGCUCCUCCUCCGGAAUGUUAAGCCCCGCCUCCCCUGUCAGCCCACAGGACGGAUGGCAGGCCCACACUGACCAGGACAGUGGGAAGGUGUUUUACUACCAUCCACUCACCAGACAGACCACCUGGUCCGACCCACACAGAAGCCCAGCAUCACCGACUGGAGACCAGAACCAGACCAGAGGACCGCUGGGCUCCCCUCUGCUGUCCCCCGCCUCCUCUCAGGGUUCUUGUGUCUGGGAGCAGCUGGUGGAUGAAGUCUCAGGAAGGUUCUACUACUACAACCCCACCACAGGAGCCACAUCCUGGGCGUUGCCGGAGCCGCUGUCCCCCUCCUCGCCUCCAGGAUCCAACCGGGACAAUGUGCCGCCUCCGCUGCCUGAAGAAGAUUAUCCCGUAGAGAACGACAACAACGUCUUCACAACGAAUCCUCAGCAGCAUGUAAGUGUGAUACCAAGAGCUCAGCUGGACCCGAAAGACCCGACCGGCUCCCAGUGGAGGCAGCAGGAGCUGCUGCAUUUGCCCCAGAGGAUGAUGGGAAAUGGAGUGUCUGAGGAGGGUCCGGUGCUGCAGGUCAGGAACUGGAGACACAGUGUGGCCGAAGAUACGUUCUCUAUGAGCCACCGCAGGAACUUCUCAGAUGUCACGGAGCUUUCCAACAGAAGACCCUCCCCCGACAGUCCGCAGUUCUCUGAUAGGUACAGACUGAAGAGGAAUCUGUCCAAUCGGAGCACAGGCUCCAACCAUAGCCUCCUGCUGGAGAAAGCGGGAAUCAUCAACAAGACCAAAGUAGUCGAUAACGGCAAGAAGAUCAGGAAGAACUGGAGUCAGUCCUGGACCGUCCUCCACGGCGGGAUCCUCACUUUCCACAAAGACCCCAAAUCUGCCCCCACUGGGAAUGCUAGUAAAGCGUCACAGAUUGUUCCUGAAUACACCGUCGAGCUCAGAGGUUCAACAGUGGGCUGGGCCUCCAAAGACAAAUCAUCCAAGAAGAAUGUUCUCGAGCUGAAGACUCGGCAGGGAUGUGAGUACCUGAUGCAGUACGACACCGAGAGCAUCAUCAGUGAUUGGCUGAAAGUCAUGCAGGACACAAUCAGACAGCUGGAGCUGGAUCAUCUCUCUGAGGACGAGGAUGAAGCUUCAGACAAAGAGGACAAAGACAGAAAGAGAACAUCCAACAGGAAUUCGUCGGGAGCUGACUCUGAGCAGCGGCGAGUUCGGACCAAACUGAGGCGUUUCCUCCAGCGGAGGCCGACGCUGCAAAGCGUCAAAGAGAAAGGAUACAUCAGAGAUAACGUGUUUGGCUGCCACCUGGACACUCUGUGCCACCGAGAAAACACCACCAUCCCCAAGUUUGUGGAGAAAUGCAUCAAAACGGUGGAGAGGAGAGGUCUGGAUGUUGACGGGAUCUACAGAGUGAGUGGGAACCUCGCUGUGAUCCAGAAACUACGACAUAAAGCCGAUCACGAGGAGCAGCUGGAUCUGGAGGACGGACAGUGGGAGGAGAUCCACGUCAUCACCGGAGCUCUGAAGCUCUUCCUUAGAGAACUUCCAGAACCGCUGUUCCCCUUCAGCUGCUUCGACAAGUUUAUCGCCGCCAUCCAGGUUCCAGACUACACUCUCAGAGUCUCCUACAUGAAGGACCUGGUCCGGACUCUGCCUCUGCCCAACCAUGACACCAUGGAGCUGCUGUUCAAACACCUGCGCAGAGUGAUCGAACACAAGGAGUCCAACCGGAUGUCAGUUCAGAGCGUCGCCAUCGUGUUCGGCCCCACGCUGCUUCGGCCUCAGACUGAGUCGGCCAACAUGACGAUCCACAUGGUGUUCCAGAGCCAGAUAGUAGAGCUCAUGCUCAACGAGUUUCAGACCGUCUUCUCCCAGAGCUAGGAGGAACCGCCUGGAGCUCCUCUGUGACCUUCAAGAACCCUCUGAGGACCUCAUGGAGGCCUUUCAUUGGAUCUGCCAAAAACCUUCCAACAUCCUUUGGAAACUUUACCAUUCCUUCAAAGCAGGUUCACAUGGGACUGAAUCUGCUGAUUACAUGAUGUUCCUUUCUAACCACUGUGACUAAAAUGAUCCAGGUAGAACCUGAAUGGAACCAUCUCAAACCUUGUGCUGGUUUUGAAACUUCAACCAGCAGCCUGACUUUGUUUUUAUGGGAAAAGACCAAACAAAACACCGAUAGCAAACAUUCAAGAAACUGUACAUCUUGCUUACCUCGGUGAUUUAAAUGAUCCAAGUUGAACCUUGUGGAACCACCUAAAACCCUGGACAGAAGCUUCAAGGCAACCGACCAAAGGAACAUAUUUUCCUGGCACCUUAAAAUCAUCUCAACGCAGGCAAGAACUUGUGCAGCUCUCCAGAUCCAAACAUCAUCUCCUUUUAUAAAAAGGUCUGUGAACAUUUAAAUUCACAUCCAACUUGAAGCAGAUCAUGCUGGACCUCGAACCACUGUGCCUUCAAGAGUGGACCCACCUACAAUCCUGUACUGGUUCUGAAAAAUUGACAUUCCGCCUCACUUGUUUUUGAGGGAAACAGACCAAACAAAAGACCUUUUCUAAAUUUUCUUACUUUUAGAAAGAUCUGACAACUUCUAGUCCUUCUCUAAUUACUGUGACCUAAAUGAUCUGGGUAGAACUGUUUAGAACAACUCAACCUACAUCCGUUCCUUUCUUUUAAGAAAAAAGACCAAACAAGAUUCUUGCUAAAAGCUCCCAAACAAGUUGCAGAUAUUUCUGGAAGGUCUGGAUCCAAAAAUUCGGUUAAAAAAGGAUCAAACAUGGAACCUGUUUGCUAGACUACACCCCUUUAACCACUGCGCCUUAAAGUAAAACCUCAGGGGGCAGCCAUCUAAAAUCCUGCACUGUUUCUGAACCUAAAACUUCUAUUCUAAGAAACAGACCAAACAAAACCAGAAUCUUUGCUUCAACAAACAAACAACCAAACACAUUAACUUUUAACUCCCAAAUAUUUCCUUUUGAGCAGAACAAGGUAUGGAACCUUUAGGAGACAUGAAGAACUCUGGACCUCAACUCAUCUCCUGUUCUCCCUAUCUCCUUUAACAUUUUGGACAUGCAUCUUCUUGGGUUCAGGACCUGGACCCGCCCUUUGCUAACAACCAAGUACUAAAUAAUACAAAUGUUUUACUUAGAGAACAAACUGAUCCAGUCAUUUCCAGGUUUUUCUAGAGCCAUGCAGUACUACGAACCCAAACAGAAUCUCCUGAACUGGUUUCAAAGCAGCUGACAAAACAGAUCACACCUGCUUUGUACCCAAAUGAAAACCCAAACCAAAUAUCUCAAAAGUUUUGGUUAAGUUUGGAACUUUGUGGAACUCCAGAUCCAUCUUCCUCUUUAAAAAAAAAAAAAAAAAAAUCUGUGGACAUUCGAGUUGAACAUGGACCAUCACCACCAGGCCUGAACAGACCCAUGUGCAACUGGAACCAUCUACAACUGGUUCUACCACUGUUUGAUUUCAAAGACAUCAAACUUUGACAUAUUUUGAUAUCUGGAGGUUCUCCAAGAGCUGAAGAGCACACAUCUCAGAGGAGAACCCCCCCUGAACCGAAAGAACAGCUUGAUCCAAACAGGAUUUAUUCACUUUCCAUGGAAAGACUUCAGAUUUUGGAUUUACAUAUCCUGGACAAACACAACAUGGAGUUUUAUUCACUAUAAAAACUAAAAGGGAUGGUUUGAAGUCAAAUCUUGAAAUCUUGGAAUGUGGGCCUGAGAACACCAAAAACAUUCACUCACAGAACCUCAGAACAACAGAUUCAGACUAUAAAUACUGCAGUUAUUAAGUACCUGCUGGAUGUAUCUGGAAGAACAAACUAGUCAUUAUGUUUUUGUUUAGUUUAGUUUAGUUUAGUUUAGUUUAGUUUAGCUUAGUUUAGUUUAGCUUAGUAUUGUGAAAACUAGCUGUUAAACUGACACCAUCAGUUUAUUGUAAAUUCUUGGUGGUUGUCCAGGUGACUGUACCAGCUAUGGUUCAUGUUUUUUUGUUUUUGUUUUUUUGUCUUUUUUAAAAACAUGUGAUGGACGCUAAAAUCAGUUUCUCAACUAUUUUCCACUUCAAAGAUGACACAUCUACUAGUUUCAUUCAUAAAAAUUCGGAUACAACAGCAGGUACUUAAUAACUGCAUAAGCUUUUCUCUAUUGCCCCAUAAUUAGCACCAAGCUCUUAUUUACAGCUAAUUGUUAGAAAACGAUCAAGAAACUUUCUAAGAUAUUAGCUUUAAAGUAAAGUGUUUCCAUUUUUUUAUACUACAAAAUGUGACUUUAUUUUGACUUUAUUUUAUAUUUGUGGUUAUAUUUUGACACUGACCCUUGAUUUUAUUGUUGUCCCCAGAUUUUAUAUCCAUCUGGGCAGUUGAAAAUGAAAAGUUUUUGCACAUAAAAACAAUUCUCCAAGCCAGUUUGAAAAGAACAAGACCUUUAUCGUAUUAAAGACCAGAUAAUCAGUCAUGUGUAGCCUGGGGCUAGUGAAAUAAGAGUUGUUUUAAAGUUCUAUGUUUGUGCUAAGCUAGGCUAGACACAUUUCGAAAAGGAUCUGAAACAUGUGACUCUGUGCAAGAGAUAUUUUGUAAAUACUAAAGUCUGUGUUUAUAUCUGAAUGAGGUCCCGUAGGAAGCUAAGAGGACCAAGUAUCUUUCCCAGAGGAACUCCACACCUUAUCAAAGGUAGAGACCUAAAGGAUUUAAGGAAAUGUUUAAAGUUAUAUGUAAUAAAGGGUUACAGGACCAUGUAUGUUUCUCUGAGGAAAUUCAUGACUCUCUGAGGACAAAAGGAUUCAAGAGAUAAUAAAAUGUAUCUUGAAAUCUAAUGGAAAGUUUGAGGACCCAGGAUGUUUUCCUGAGGGACUCCGUGACCUGCUGAGAACAAAAAAGGAAAAAAAAAACAAACUCCCAGACACGUUGAAGUCUAUCUCUGAAUCUAAAAAAAGUCUCAUCAAAAGUUUAGAGGGCAAAGUACAUUUCCCUGAGAAACUUCAGACUUGAUCAAGGAGAGUGAACAAAAGGAUUUACAGAAAUAUUAAAACUUAUCUUUAACACUUAAGAAUAUCUGAUAGAAAGGUGAGGGGACCCAGUACCCGAGGGACUGAAACACAGAAAACAACAGGAUUUACAGAAAUUUUAAAAUGUUUUUAAGGGAUGAAUUUUACAGGAUUUUUUUUUUUUUUUUUUACUGUUGAUGUUUGUGUCCUGCUGUCAUCUGUACAAUGCUGUAUGUUUUUAUAGGACUAAAUUUAUACGUAUUACAGAUAUUGAACAAAGUUACCAUGGAGAAUAUAACAGGUUAAUUUCUGUACAUAAGAGGGUAUUUUACUGACUUUUAUUAAAAAUAAAGCUUAUCUGUAUGACAGUG
This is a messenger RNA of Stegastes partitus (bicolor damselfish), 6572 nucleotides long. RefSeq names its product rho GTPase-activating protein 27-like. Gene Ontology annotation, cellular component: cytoplasm. Gene Ontology annotation, molecular function: protein binding. Lineage: Eukaryota; Metazoa; Chordata; Actinopteri; Pomacentridae. Gene Ontology annotation, biological process: signal transduction; regulation of GTPase activity. The record is from RefSeq and is a predicted model, not a curated record. Bases 145 to 3096 code for a protein of 983 amino acids. The transcript has 22 exons.